GUAAAUUUCCACUGAUUUAUAUCGCCGGCAACGUCGGUCUGGAUUAACAGUCGUGAGUGUCACGGUAGUAAAUUGUUAUACUAUUUAUAUGACACAUCUCCAUUGUGUAUCAAAACAACGCACUUGUGAAGCAAGAUUAACUCUGUGUUAUAAUGGUCUGAGAAAAACUUAGAAUGGCUACAAGUGGGACAACAAACAUGUUGGGUGUGCUUGUAAGGUCUGGAGUUAAUGUCAGGACUGUAACUAAGCAACCAUACGUGGCAAGUAGUGCAUCAUACAGAUAUGUUACAACUGCACUGUCUAGAGGUGACCAGACCACGACAGAUGGUUUGAUUUGUAAUCCAGUGAAUAGGAACAACUGGCACAAGAAUGGAAGAAGUCAGUACUCCACCGGAGGUACUCAGAAAACUAAAUUUGGACCUCUGAUUGGUGCUGCAGCAGCGGCAGCGUUUGCAGGGAUUGGAGUUGUGGCAUAUUGGAGAUCCAAUUACACUCACGCUGGAACUAAGAAGAGUAUUCAACAUGCAGUUCAAGUUCUACCAGCUGAAGAUACUAAAAUGGUGAUUCAUCCCAAAAAGAUAAAAUCACAUGCUGGAAAUGCUGGGAAGGCGAUUCCUGGGAUACCAGAAUACACAGCUACUGAAGUUGCCCGUCAUGAUGACCCAAACAGAGGUAUCUGGAUGACGUAUAAAGAUGCUGUCUAUGAUGUAACAGAGUUCAUUACAGCUCACCCUGGUGGUGAUCGAAUCAUGAUGGCUGCAGGAGGAGGCUUAGAACCUUUCUGGGAGGUUUUUGAGAUCCAUCAAAAUGCUAAGGUCUUUGAGCAAUUAGAGCUGUAUCGUAUCGGUAACUUGGCCAAGGAGGGACGUAAAGAGUACACACCAGAUCCAAAUAAUCCAUUUGCGAACGAUCCUCUUCGGCAUCCAGCAAUCAUCCCGAGUUCCAAAAGACCUUUUAAUGGAGAGCCUCCAUCUGAUUUGCUCAUUGAGAAGUUCUCCACUCCACAGCAGCUGUUCUAUGUUCGCAAUCAUCUUCCUGUUCCUGAUAUUGACCCUAACAACUACUCGCUGGAAGUGACCUUCGAGGAUGAUGAUGAAGGAACAGUUGAGUUUUCACUGAAAGACUUGAAGAAGUUCCGGAAGAGUUCGGUGACAGCGACACUGCAGUGUGCUGGUAACAGACGAAGUGAGAUGAAUGAAUACAAAACUGUGAAAGGGCUCAGUUGGAAGCAGUCUGCAAUCGGUAAUGCUACCUUUACGGGAGUUAAACUACGUGAUGUUCUUAUGUUUGUGGGAUUCAAAGAGUCUGAUCCUUCAUAUAAAGGAAAACACGUUCAGUUUGAAGGACUUGACAUCGAUCCUUUCACAUCUGAGCAGUAUGGUGCUUCUAUUCCUCUAGUAAAAGCUCUAGAUCCUGAGGGGGAUGUUCUGCUAGCAUGGGAAAUGAAUGGUGAACCACUCACCAGAGAUCACGGUUUUCCAGUACGUGUAGUCGUGCCUGGCUUUGUUGGUGCUCGCAAUGUCAAGUGGUUAGGUCGUAUCACCAUUUCUGACGAGGAGAGCCAAAGUCACUGGCAACAAAAUGACUAUAAAGGUUUCUCUCCAGAGGUUACCCUUGAAACUGCUGAUUAUUCAAAGCAGGCUCCGAUACAAGAAUACCCGGUGCAGUCGGCUGUUUGCGUCCCUGUCAAUGGUUCAACAAUCUCUAGUAAGGAUGAGGAGAUCACCGUCAAGGGUUAUGCUUGGAGUGGUGGUGGGAGAGGUAUUUUCCGUGUCGACGUCUCUUUAGAUGGCGGUAAAACAUGGUUUGAAGCAUUACUGAAACAGGAGAAACGAACAUUCAAUCGGAACUGGGCAUGGACCAUUUGGCAUGUCACAUUACCAAUACCGAAAAAUCACAAUGGAGAGUUAGACAUCGUCUGUAAGGCUGUUGAUUCGGCAUACAAUGUUCAACCAAACACAUUUCAUGGACAUUGGAAUUUCCGUGGUGUCUUAGCAAAUGCCUGGAGUCACUCUCAAGUGAAAAUUGAAUAAGAGUUUGAAAUAACAGUAAUCUUGACUUUAUAUAUUAGAACAAAUUGAGACCAGUUUGGAAGGCAGAACUGGUGACUAAAAUGUCUCUAAAAAAUAGCAGGUGUUUUAUUAAACACAUAUAUUCGGAUAUUACUAUCUGGCUUUAUGCAAUGUGAAUAGACUCGGAGGAUUGUAAUUACGCGAUUGUUGGAAGUCAACUUGAUAUAUUGGUACAUAUACCUAUAUUAGGUUGGUCCACUGGGAAGAGAAUGCUUGCAAGGGUACUUGAAUAUUCUGUUUAUUUUUGGGGAAACCGUUGCUUGGUUUUACCAAGUUGCAAUGUACAUAUUUUGUUUUUGUUUAUAUAGGGACGAGCUAAAUUCUUUAAUUUUAAACAGUGUACAUUGUGUGGUUGGACGUGGAUCAGCUUGUCAAUAUAAUGUUUGUUUUGUUAUAGUAACACCAUACACUGAUGUAAAUUACAGGUGCAUUUAUGGUCAGAUGAGAUCGUAUUUUAAUGAUCCAAUAUACAAUAAACAAAUGCCAUUUUUUGCUUAUAUGCAUUUCUAUUGGAGAUGCAUUCUUAAUACGGUAUGUGAACUGUUGUGAAUAUAUUGUACAAGCGUGGAUGAUUUAGUAUGGUAUAUUAAAGAUUUUAUUUCUACAUAAAUACUGUGGCCUGCUCAGAUUACCAUAUUGGUCUUUCAGGGGGGGUAUAAGUAAAUUACAAUAUUUUCUACUGUCACUCUUGUUUAGUACAGACAUUGGGAAAGUGGAAACUGGUGCGUUUUUAAAAACAACUUUGUUCUGUGCUUUCCCAUAUGCUACAAUUUCUUGUAAAUGUGCCAUUACGUACAAGUGAUGGUUUCAGUUUUUAUGAGGUAUAUAAUAAAACAAUGCUAAUGUGCGGUGGAUUGGGUUUGUGAACAUUUGUGCAAAUAAAGUAUUCAAUUCAAUA
Saccoglossus kowalevskii is the source of this 2970-nucleotide messenger RNA. RefSeq names its product sulfite oxidase-like. The record is from RefSeq and is a predicted model, not a curated record. Lineage: Eukaryota; Metazoa; Hemichordata; Enteropneusta; Harrimaniidae. Gene Ontology annotation, molecular function: molybdenum ion binding; molybdopterin cofactor binding; sulfite oxidase activity. Gene Ontology annotation, biological process: sulfur compound metabolic process. Gene Ontology annotation, cellular component: mitochondrion.